Molecule: messenger RNA, 477 nt
Organism: Acanthosepion pharaonis
Lineage: Eukaryota; Metazoa; Mollusca; Cephalopoda; Sepiida; Sepiidae
Source: the annotation of a GenBank genome assembly
AUGAGAACUGACCACUCACAUAUGUACACGGAUCGCCUGAUGGUCGAGUAUCUGUCAGAAGAUAAAAUUGGAUUGUAUAAAGACGUAUUCAGCUUAUUCGAUGACGACAACGAUGGGAUCAUUUCCACCCGACAACUGGGAGAUGUACUCCGGAAGUUGGGUAUGAGUCCAACAGAAGGUGAAGUAAACGAAAUGAUCGAAAAAGUGGAUUGUGACGGAAGUGGUACGAUCGACUUCCCUGAAUUCUUACGGAUGAUGUCAAAUCAGACAGAAGACUUUGAUCACGAAACAGAAAUCCGGGAGACAUUCCGAAUGUUUGACAAAGAUGGUGAUGGCUUCAUCACUGCCGGCGAGUUGCGCUACAUGUUCGCGAACAUGGGACAGAAAUUGAGCGACGAAGAAAUCAAUGAAAUGAUAAUGGAUGCUGAUGUGGACGGAGACGGUCGAAUCAAUUACGCGGUGUUCUACACCCUCUGA